Molecule: messenger RNA, 4728 nt
Organism: Carassius auratus (goldfish)
Lineage: Eukaryota; Metazoa; Chordata; Actinopteri; Cypriniformes; Cyprinidae
Product: tripartite motif-containing protein 16-like
Exons: 6
Coding region: 634-2031 (465 amino acids)
Molecular function (GO): protein binding; zinc ion binding
Source: RefSeq, a predicted model, not a curated record
UUUAUAAAUAAUAAUAAUACCUUACAUUUAUAUAGCCCUUUUCCAAGCACUCAAAGCACUUUUUUUCAUGUUGUGUUCAUAUUUCAUUUGAACUUCACCAGAGUUCAUUUGAAACGCAAACUGAGAUCCAUCUUUUUAGUGGUCUCUGUUCACUUGGUUGGUACGCACCAGGGUUCGGAUGGCAGCAUUCAUACUUACUUAAAUGUACCGUACUAAAAGGAGCAAUUUCACCAGAGUUUGUUUUAUUAAUCAAACCAAAUAUGACAAGUGUGAACACACCCUCAAAUAUUCCUCCUGAUUGGAAACAGGAUGUGUCUGUAAAUUAGUUCCUAGGCAGGGGUUAAGGGAAAUGAAGUCUGGUGUAGUUCAUGGGAUUAAAUUGCAUUGCUCUCAGAACCUUGGUGCAUACAGAUAACACUAACUGUAGAACAUAAAUCACAGAUUAAACAUAAAAAUACAAUUAUACAAAUAUGCAAAUAAGGACAUAAAACUUAAAAACAUAGUUUUUAACAAAACUAAACUCCACAAGAGCUUUACACACUUGCAGACAUGUCUGUUUUACACACGUCACUUAAACACAGAACCAGGAAACAGGAAGUGUAGUGGAGCUCGUGUCUUUAUUCAUGUAGUAAAAUGGCUGAACCUAGAUAUUUUCAGGAUGAGUUUUCGUGUCCAGUGUGUCUGGACCUCUUGAAGGAUCCAGUGACCAUCCAGUGUGGACACAGUUACUGUAAGAUCUGUAUUACAGACUGCUGGGAUCGGGAGGAUCAGAUGGGAGUCUACAGCUGUCCUCAGUGCAGACAGACCUUCAGUCCAAGACCUGCUUUAUCUAGAAACACCAUGCUGGCUGAAGUGGUGGAGAAACUGAAGAAGAGGAAACGUCCUGAUGACUGUGAUGCUGGAGAUGGAGAUGUGCAGUGUGACGUCUGUACUGGAAAAAAAUACAAAGCUGCCAAGUCCUGUCUGAUGUGUCUGAACUCUUACUGUCAGAAUCACCUCGAAGAACAUGAGAGUUGGUUUAGAGGAAAGAGACACAAAUUGACAGAAGCCACUGGACGACUGCAGGAGAUGAUCUGCCAGAAACAUGAGAAGCUCCUUGAAGUUUUCUGUCGCACUGACCAGAAAUAUAUAUGUAUGCUGUGUACGAUUAUUGAACAUAAAGACCAUGAAGUUGUAUCAGCUGCAGAAAUGACGACAGAGAAACAGAAGCAGCUGAAGGAGACACAGAAGACGCUCCAGCAGAGAGAGCUGGAGCAGCUUUCACACACACAGAAUCACAUCCAGUUCCUGCAGAGUUUCCAGUCUCUCUCAGCAUCUCCUGAAUAUACAGAUGAAAAUAAGGAUCCCUUCCCUCCUCUCGUCUCCUUUGAUGGUCUGAGAGAAUCUGUCCAUCAGUUGAAAGACAAAUUGGAAGAUUUCUGUAAAGUGGAGCUGAAGAAGAUCUUAGACAGAGUCACAAUCAACAACAUUGAUCCAAGAACCAGGAACGACUUCCUACAAUAUUCCCAUCAGCUCACUCUGGAUCUGAACACAAUGAAUAAACACCUCCGUCUGUCUGAGGGUAACAGAGUGAUUACUGGUACUAAAACAGUCCAGUCAUAUCCUGACCAUCCAGACAGAUUUGAUCAUUAUCGUCAGGUGUUGUGUAGAGAGAGUGUGUGUGGACCCUGUUACUGGGAGCUGGAGUGGAGUGGAGAUAAUGGUGUGCGUAUAUCAGUGUCAUAUAAGAGCAUCAGCAGGAAGGGAGGGGGUGAUGAGUGUUUGUUUGGAUUUAAUGAUCAGUCCUGGAGUUUGAUCUGCUCUUCCUCUGGUUACUCAUUCAGACAUAAUAAAAUACAGACUGUUAUCCCUGUAGAGUCCGUCAGCAGUAGAAUAAGAGUGUUUGUGGAUCCCAUUGCAGGGACUCUGUCCUUCUAUAGUGUCUCUGACACAAUGAGCCUCAUCCACACAGUCCAGACCACAUUCACUCAGCCGCUCUAUCCUGGGUUUGGGUUUUAUAAAAGAGCAUCAGUGAAACUGAUGUCUUGCUAAGUGACCAUGUGUUUCUGUGCUUUUCACAACCUCUGUUUGUGUUGAUUUAGUUGAAAUGUAGUGUCACAUCAAUCAUUUAUAUUAUUUAGGUAUGCAUCGAUUCCAAUAAUGGUAUCAAGCCCAAUACUGAGCUCCUGUACUCGUACUUGUACUCGAUAAAAUGCCCUGAUACCAAACGCUGAUACCACACAACAUGUGAUAAGUGUUUUGCUUGCUUGAGUGUUUCUGCAUUAUAUCGAGUGGCUUUUGAAUAUAAAUCACAGCACGUUUCAGAUUUAAAAAAAAGAAAGAAAAGAAAAAAAACAUGCUUCUUCUAUUUGUGAAAAUAUCACAGGAGAUUUAUAACGAGUGGUUCCCUUCAUUAUUACAGCAAAGCGCGUACCCCUAUUUUUGCCAAAGGUGGCCCACAUUUGGUUGGCACUAUUUGUGCCAUUAUCCCUGUUUACCUCAUGGGACACUUCAGGGUCACAUUCAGAUUACACAUUGCCAUCAACACCACAUCUUUACCUACCGAGGCCCACAUGUGAUUUGAUACAUUUGGACUAUUUUUGCGUGUUACAUAUGGGCCUCUUCAGGCUUACAUCCAUUUUGUUCGGGCAGUAAGAAGGGCAGCAGUGCCAUAUCAUUGCCUUAUUCAUUGCCCAUUCACAUGUUAUCUGGGCAGGCCGAAUUAACAAAGAGAUCAAUUCACCUCUCACCUAAGGAAAGCCUUCUUCCAGCUAAUGGGAGUCACUGUGAGCUUGUCCUCUCGUUACCAUCAUCAGACAAAUGGCCAGAUUGAGUGGAAUAUCCAGGAGCUCAGAUGUUACCUCCGGCAUACUGCCACGACGAUCAGCACAGCUGGAACCACUUCCUCCCCUGGGCUGAGUAUGCCCAAAACUCCCUCCAACAGAGUACCACCGGUCUGAUUCUAAUUCAGUGCAUUCUCCGCUAACAGCCCCACUCUUCCAGUGGACGGAAGAGCCCUUGAAGGUUCAAGCUGUGGACUACUGAUUCAGAACGAGCGAAAGAGUGUGGGACUAAGCUCACAUUCACCUCCAACAAGCAGUGUGGAAGCAUAAGACCUUUCGCACAUGCCCAGCACACCUCUACUCCCACAUACCAGCCUGGUGAGAAGGUAUAGCAGUCCACCCGGAUCUGCGCCUCUGCCUGCCUUGUAAGAAGCUGAGUCCCUGCUACAUUGGUCUGUUCCACAUACAGAUGCAGAUUAAUGAGGUCACCUACCAACUCCAACUCCCACCAAGGUACUGCAUUCACCCUACCUUCCAUGUUUCUCUCCUUAAACCCUUCUCUCUCUCUGCACAAGGACCACCCGAGCUGCAACAACCUCCUCUUCCAGCAAUCCUUGACUUCAAGGCUCUCACAGCCUGGAGAAAAAGCUGUUGAUCAGUCUGGUGGAGCAGGCUUCUGAUGCUCCGGUACCAACUUGCUGAUGGUAGGAGCUGGAAGAGACUGUGGGAGGGAUGGGUGGGGUCCUUCACAAUACUGUUAGCUUUGCUGGAGCACUGUGUGAGGAAAAAUCUGCUGCACUACAGUUCCCGUACCAGACACUGAUGCAGCUGGUCAGCAUGCUCUCAAUGGUUCUGUAGAAAGUGGUUAGGAUGGGUGGAGGGAGACUUGCUCUUUUCAGCCGGCAGAGAAAGUGUAAGUGCUGUUGUGUCUCCUUGGAGAGUGACAUGGUGUUGAUGGUCCAGGUGAGAUCCUCAGUGAUGGGCACCCCGAGGAAUUUAGUGCCCCUGACUCUCUCCAGUCGAGCGGUCGAUGGUCAGCGGGGAGUGGUCAACAGAGUUUCUCCUGAAGUCCAUCACGACCUUCUUUAUAUUCUCCAUUCAGCCAGAUGUGCCACUUCCUCUCUGUAGUGCGUUUCAGAGAAGAACGCUGCACUCAUUGAUUCCCUCCUCUCUGCCUGCUGUUGUCUUUCCAGUGCUAAAGACAUUCUUUAUGUCUAUGAUUAAAGUAUUUAAACUAUUUUGAAUCAUUUUGCUCCAUUAAAGUCCCAUCCUUGCAUACUUCUUGUUUCAGCACUGAGCUUAGGGCAAUGAAAAUCCAGGGCCACCAGCUUGUAAGAAACUGUCCUCAUUGUUCACUCCUUGGCAUAUACUGAACACUUUAAGCAGAACAGGAAUCCUCUUAAUGCAGCUUGAUCAUCUUAAUUCUCUACUUUAAUUAAUAAGUCCAAAAACAGACCUAGAACAUGAUAUACUAUGAUUUAAAAAGUAACUCAGCCUCCUGUACAGUCUCUAGAGGAUUUUGAUCAAAUGUGUGAUGCUUUAUUGUUCUUUCAAAGUAAAAAAUGCCAUACCUGUCAACAUCCUACUUCUAUUUACACUACUGAUCCUCUGUCUUCAUGCUGUGCUCACUACGAUGUAGUAUACAUGCCAGAUCAGUAUGUGGCACUGUAAUUUUGCCACAGAGAUACAUUAAAAAUAAACAAGACUUGGAGCAUGUGCAUAAACCUUGCGUGCUGUAUACAAACCAUUGUUGUUGUUGCUCUUACGUGGCGUAGCGGUGUCUGACUAAUGUCGACACGUGGGGUGAUGACAUCAUCGUUUCAGAAAAUAUACAGAUGUCCCCCCAACCAAACGAAAUACAAAAUACGGCGUUUUCAGAUUUAUGCACUCUGGGACCCGGUUUUCCAAAAACGCUGGAUCUGUGUGGACGAAACCCCUAUCCGAUAAAACAAAUUGUGCGUAUUCA